AUGAGUCAGCAACGCCGUCAAGAAAUCACGGGAAAGCGAGCGGCCCAGGAGGCGACGGAAGCGGAAAAAAACAAGGCAUCCCAGGCCACUACCGCCUCCGAUGAUGCCAGCGACACAGCCGCUGAGAACUCAAACGGCAUCGUGAAUGAUAGCUUUAAAAAAGAUUCUGAUGCUCAGAAGGCUCUAGAGCAAGUCGAAAUGGAGUAUGUCCCGGAGAAGGCUGAAUUGGAUGAUGACUUGAAUGAGGAAUUCAGGAAGGUCUUCGAGAAAUUCAGUUUUAGUGAAGGUGCUGCUGAGGAGAAUGAUAAAAAGGAUGAGACUUCACCUGAUACAGCCUCAAAGAAGAAGGCUGACUCAGAUUCAGAAGAGGAAGAGCAGGAUACUCAACAAAAGGAGAAGGGCGUCUCUAAUAAACAGAAAAAGUGGCAGUGCCAAGGCACUGGUGUCAGAAAAGGAAAUUUUUGCAGGUUGAUUUGCUUAGAGGUCAGAAAUCAGACACAGUUGAUGUCACAUUGGCACCAGAAGAGUUGGAACUUAAGGACUGUUUUACCGGCCAAAUACGAGGAAGCAAGAGAAGAAGAGAAGGUACGUAGUCAGAAGGAGGACUUCAGCGACAUGGUUGCCGAGAACGUGAAUAAAAAGGAAACGGAAGGUGCUGGAAAUAGUGGGCAAGUCAAAGAAGAAAGAUUUCAUGUCUUAGGUGCUUUUGGAUAUUAUGCAAAUUUUGGAGAUGCCAACUGGAGGAUGCUUGCGAGUAGUGCUUCCCAUUCCAGUCUGAGAUAA
Messenger RNA from Fraxinus pennsylvanica, 783 nucleotides. The record is from the annotation of a GenBank genome assembly. NCBI's taxonomy places the organism in Eukaryota, Viridiplantae, Streptophyta, Magnoliopsida, Lamiales, Oleaceae.